UGAUAAUGUUGAUAGGCUUAAGGCAUGGAUCCUGCUUAACUUUUCCCAGAGAAAUUUCAAUGAGACUACCUAAGUGUAGAACCUGAAGUGCAUUUAUCGGGUGUAAAGGUUUUCAUUAUCAGUUCCUAAGCAGCCAGCUUUUACAGCAAAAUUCUAGGCAACAUAAACAGCAUGUUUUUAAUUGUGGGUACCAUGAUUUAAUUUUCUUUACAUGUUUCUUCUCCCUAAGCUAACUGAUGCCUUCAAAAACGUAUCAGUCGUACAAAAUUACUAUCUGAUUGACCCCAUACUGUGUAUAGAAUUUAAUACCAUGUUUCUCUGAAUUUUUCUUCUGAUCCUUUGUUUUGUUGUUGUUGGGGUUUUUUUGCAGACCCUAGUGCAUUCUGGUCACAAGUAUUUACUGAUUUAAUUUUUUUAGGCCCAGGCAUUUGAUAGUUCACCUGGUCAUAUUGGGCUGUUUUUGGUUGGUUGGUUUUUGUUUUUAUUUUUCCUGCUGUUCCCAAGACAUCAUCCUCUUCCUUUAAGUUUGUAUAUUGUAAAACAUCUUAGAAGUAUUUCAGCCUUCCCAGCUGCAUUGAUAGGCACAGUCACUUAAUUGCUAUUCCAACCUGCUUUUUCUUUUUUUAAGACCAACUACUCUCUUCCAUGAGAGAGAAUAUUAACAUUCUCUUUAUGAAGAGAAAUCACCAGCUUUUUUCCCGAUCCUUAUAAUAACCUGCCCUGAAAGAACUUCAGUUUUCACAAGUGCAAUAACUGAUUUUCAGUUUUCACAAGUGCAAUAACUGAUCUUUUUAUAUGCCUCAUUACUUCUUGAGAACAAUCAUGCGCAUAUAUGCAAGCUUGCUUCCGCCUCAGUUUCCUCAGGAAAAACCAGUGAUCAGUGUUUUCCCACCAAUAAGACAUCACUUAAUGGACAAACAAGGAGUAUAUGUUUCAUGUCCAUUAAUAAGCAAUUUCACAAUGCACUCUGACCUUGGAAAAAUUAUUCAAAGUUUGUUGGAUGAGUUUUGGAAGAAUCCUCCAGUUUUGGCUCCUAGCCCAACAUCAUUUCCAUACCUUUACAGUAAACCAGCUGGAAUGCCUCCUUAUGCUCCUCAGGGUUUUCCAUUUCUUCCUCCAUACCCACCACAAGAUACAAAUAGAUCUAUAGCUUCUGUGCCAGUUGCUGAAUCAGUUCCUUCAAGUUACACUACAGAUAAAUCUGCUGCUCCCUCGUAUGGCUUGAUUGCUGAUCUGCCUUUACCUGUUCCAACAACAGAAGGAUUACUGCAGGUUGGCCAGAAUGGGUUCAGUUACAAGAUGCCUGAUGUCCCUGAUGCAUUUCCAGAGCUCUCAGAACUAAGUAUAUCACAGUUGACAGAUAUGAAUGAACAAGAGGAUAUAUUACUGGAACAGUUUGUGAAUCUACCCCAGCUGAAGCAAGUCCUCAGUGAUAAGGAUGAGCUGGUGAAAAGCAUUGAAGAACUAGCAAAGAAAAACUUAUUAUUGGAGCCCAGCUUGGAAGCAAAAAGGCAAACAGUGCUGGAUAAAUAUGAACAGCUUACACAGCUGAAAGCCACGUUUGAGAAGAAGAUGCAAAGGCAACAUGAGCUUAGUGAGAGUUGUAGUCCAAGUGCUUUGCAAGCCAGACUGAAAGUAGCAGCUCAUGAAGCAGAAGAGGAGUCUGACACUAUUGCAGAAGACUUUUUGGAAGGCAAAACAGAAAUAGAUGACUUUUUAAGCAUUUUCAUGGAAAAGAGAACACUUUUCCACUGUAGAAGAGCCAAAGAAGAGAAACUUCAACAGGCAAUAGCAAUGCACAGCCAAUUUCUUGCUCCACUAUAGACUUUCCUGUAAAUUAGGCCUGCCAAGAGAAGAAGAGUGAACCAACUCAAUAAAGCACACUUUCUAAUACCAAUUAUGUGCAAAUAAACAUUUCAUCAAAAUAGUUGCAUUUAUAGAACAGAUUGUAUACAGAGCUAGGACUGUUUUUGUAAAAAUAGAACGUCUGUUUAUAUUCCCAUUUUAUUCAAGAAAUUCUUCUAUUGCAACCUUUGCACUAAUAUUUCUUGUAUUUAUUGUUAAUAAUCUCUAUUAUAUUUGAGUUCCUGCUGCUAUAUCCCAUUCUUCAGUGAUUUAAAUACCUAAACAUGUACUUUUGACUAGCUUUUUACAUUUUAUAAAACAUAAUUCAUAUUUUUUGUAUUUUGAACUUGAAACAUUAGUUUGGCUUGUUUGAGGGAGACUUUUGGAGUUGUUGGGAUUUGGGAAAUAAGAUGGGAAAGUCUUUAAUAACUCUUCAAGAUUUGUCAGUGAAGUAGCACAUUGUCUGUCCUUGAAGCCAAAAAUGUUCAACAGCAAUUUAUUUAAAAUAGUUAUACCAAACUAAAUAUUGCCUGCACUGACUGAAUAAGAAUAUUGAGUUUAAGCAAAGAAUGCUUUGGGACAAAUUAUAUUGGAAUCAAAAUAGAAUAAAUAUUCUCUGUAGAUUUACUAUCCACAUUAGAUGGACUAAUGGAAUCUUCAUUUCUGGAGUAAUGUGGCACCCAACAUUGUAUUGAAGUACUGAUCCUACACUUGAACAUUGUCUUUUGUUUCAAGUAAAACAAUAUUUGUGCAAAAAAAAGCAGCUCCUUUUUACCUAGUUUUUGUAAUUUUUUUAGUUUUGGUUAUAGCUUGUGAUUAGUGACCUCAUGAACUUAAUUGUCAAAUCCCCUGUGAAGUGUCCUCUAUCCCUUCUUUUUCAAUAUGCAAAGAAAUGGUUUUCCCAGUGCAUUGUGUCAAGGCCAAUAGUAGAGCUCCAAAAUAGUGAUUGCUAAUCCUUUCCUUUACCUCAGACCCAGUUUUAUUAAUUAAAUUUUCUUUUUUAGGAAGGGAUAUGUUAAUAUGCAUAGAUAGCAGAAUUACAAAUGAGGGACUAGUAGAACUCUACAGGAGAAAAAGCAGCUCUUGAUUCCAAAUUGAGUGUUUUGGGAGGUUUUUGGUGGGGGGGCGGUGUUUGUUUGUUUGUUUUUAUCUCAUCUACUUUCUCAGUGAACUAAGCCCUGAAGUUGAAAUGCGACAAGCACUGCAUCCUCAUUUUGGGACAGAUAGCUCAAUAUCUACAGCUUUCAAUUUUAUUGUUGUUGUAUAUAUUUUUUUCUGGAAUUUUGAUUCUUUUUUUCUUCUUUUUGGAGAGGCAGGGUGGAUAUUCUGGACUUCUUCAGAAGGGAGAUUAGCUUUUCAUCAAAGGUUUCCCACCAGUGGGUAGCUCUAACCUUUUGAGUCACUAGGGACUUCAGUACUCACCAGUGUCAGGUGGUGUUUUUGAGUUUGACCUAAAACUGAGGUCCUUACUGUAGGCAUUUGUUUUCAAAUGUAGGACUAAUAACGUGUCUUCUGCUCAAAUUCUGAGUAGAGAAAUGUUCUGCCUUACUUAAGCACCUGGCGGUAUAGUUUAUGCAUGUGUUUGGCUUGCUGGUCUAGUUAGCAGUGAAUCUCUCUUGUGGUUUUUUUAGCCAGCAAGCUGUAAGGCUGGAUACACUGGCAGAAAGUUGGGGAAGUCAGCUGUUCUGUUCGUGUCACUUCCUGUGUUGUCAGGCAGUGUUGCACUGAGGUAGAGUAAUUAGUCCUGAUGCAGACACACACCUGCUGCCAAUGUACUUCCACUCCUGAGUUAGCGUAUUUCUGCAGCCUGCCUGGCUGCUAGUAGGCUGUGGGCCAUGGAGCUUUAUACAGUUGGCCAGAGACAGGCCACUGGAUUUGGGGGGAAGGCAGUCUGCUUGCCACUGCUAGCUAUUACCGUAUAGUCCUGUGAUGUGCAAUAUUACAUUGCUGUAUUUUAGGGUUUGCAAAUACUGAUCCUUGGACUUCAGUGUCUCUCAUUUUGUAAAGUGGAUGUGAAGCAUUAGAAGCUAUGUACAUCAGACAUUUAAGGAAGAGAUCAUUGAAGAUACCAGAGCUGGUGACUUAGUUUAGUCCUUUAAUCACUAAAUCUCUCUUUCAAGGAACUACUUAGGCGAGAGGAUAAAAUACUUGUUAAUGUGCAUGGAUAGCAGACUUACAACCAAGGGCCCAGUAUAGUUCUGUGAGAGGAAAAGUAAAACCCAAAGUACAGUUUCAUGGGGGGGUUUCCUUAUCAAGCUUCCCAGUAAACUUGGCCUUGAAAUGAACACACAGACUGUAGGAAUAUGAUUCAAAAAGGUACGUGUCAGGAGUUGUCUAACACAAGUGCUGGUCUGCGCCACAGCUACGAAGCAGGUCAGAGUUGUAGCUCCAGCCAAAACCCAAGAAGCACUAAAGCAGAAUUCUCACAGGAGGUGUUCCCACUGGCUUGCCCUGUUUAUGGGGUGUCAUCCUGUAAAUGUGCUCCAAGGGCACCUAAUAUGGAAGCAUCCUGUACUAAAGACUCUUGCCACUGCUGUUCUUUUGCACUUAUCCUUCACCAAGAUGUAGGACGCCUUGUUUCAAAACCCUACUGUGCUAUGAUUUGGAGCAGGGAUCCAAACCCAUCUUUCCCAGAUUAGUGCCCUGAUCACCAGACUUUGGAAUUGGUGCCUUCUUAUUUUCCAUUUGUACUCUUGCACUGUGUAUAAAUGUUUAAUGGGCAGAGGCUUGAACCUGUUUCCAGAUCUGAAGCAGAUAAGUCUUUCUCGGGCCCAGUGAACAUUUUGUAUGCAAAUAUCCAUCCUGUGUGAACCGGGUGGAGCAGGAAUGGUUAACCUGGCCCUCCAUAUCCAGAGAGUGCUUUAACCAGUAGUCCAUGGUCUUGUCUUGGUCUUGUAAACAAGAAAACCUGGCUUAGGUGCCUACCUUCAGACACGUUUUGUGCCCAAAGACACUGUAUGGAAGCGAAGACUUCUCUCCCAUCAGGUCAGCCUCUAAACUGCUAACAUGUGCACAUAAGCCUUGCAUUUUGCUCUUGCCUAGCUUUGGUGGUCCCAUGCUCAGCUGGAGAGGAUUCUGCUAUGGGGCAAGCAUUGGCACUAGCAAAGUAUGUCCAGAGUGUACCAACCUUUGCUCUUCCCUUUCCCUUUUACAUUGCUAAGUUCUUUUUUCCCCUCACAGUGACAAGAUGUGUAGCUUCUCCCGAGUCCCCCAAAUGGUCUCCAAACAAGUUAAAAUGUCAUCUGUUAAAUAUACACUUUAACUCAAAACAUCCACUUGACCACUGGUGUUCUCUAUCAUCUGAAUGAUGAAGGCAGGUAGAUUUGGCUUGCAGCAACACUAGUAACUCAUAUUUUCCCCUGAUUACAUGUGUCUUGUAUUUCAGGAUCAUCAAGUAUAACUUCACUCCUACUCUGCUUUGGAAUGAAUGCAUACUGUGUACUAGAGCAUAAAGGCUGCUCUUAGACUUGUAGAAAGUACUUUCUGUAAUAUUGCAUGUUCCAAAAGUUAUUAAGCUAUGUAGUGGAAACUCUAGGAAACCAAGGAAUACUAUGGCAAACCCCCAGAAGUUUGCUGUGUGGCAUUGCAGACUUUGCCAAAGUACAUUCUGAGGCGUUAACACAAUUUUCCACUUGGUAUAACAUCAGCUUUAGUAACCUGCAGUAACAGAACUGCAAAGCUAAUUUGUUAUCAUGUUAAUUUUAGUCUCAUUUAGUUUCUCAUUUCUGUACUGCAGGCACUAAUUUAAUAUGUUUUAUGGCAGUUUAAUGAUAACAUGUUCUAGAGCCUUUAUUUCUGAUCUCAAUAGUAAAGGUUGUUUUUAUUUUCUUUUUUUUUUAAUGUAAAAUCACUUUGUCGUGGGCUGACUUAGAAUGCAGUGCUAGAGUCAAUAAUAAUAAUAAUAGUAACAUACACAAGGUUUUUCUCCGGUAUCAGGCAGUGAGGUAAGUAGAUUGUUUGGGGAAUGUCUCUCACGAUUCUGGUUAGCAGUAUUUUUUUUUUAAACUGAAAGUGACUGUCCUGAAACAAGAAACCAUUUUAACUUCUUUUGUUUAGGGUCUAAUGUACUUCACCUGCUACUUCACUUUAAGCAGAGGUUGACCACGGUGCCAAAAAAAAUUCACCAGCACCGUGAGCAAUAGUAUUUGAUUAUAAUCAGUCUGUGAGAUGAUUGUUUAAAUGUUAAUUUGGCGUUACACUUUGAACUUCAGCCAAAUGUGGAAACAGUCAGAAACAAUGGGAUUCUUACCAAAGGCUUCAUUAAUCCUUCCCUUAAAGACCUAGGAAUAUGUCUGAGGCUUUGGGGGUGCAGAAGUAAACCUGAAUAAGAUCCCUGGUGAGGAAAUUUUUAACGUUCAGUUAUUAGCCUUAUCUAUGCAUGACUGUGAGCAAAUAGUGCACGUUGUAAUAUGUUGAACUAUGAAUAAAGGUUUGUUUGUUUUGGUUUUUUUUAAA
Molecule: messenger RNA, 6300 nt
Organism: Gavialis gangeticus (Gharial)
Lineage: Eukaryota; Metazoa; Chordata; Crocodylia; Gavialidae
Gene: VPS37A
Product: VPS37A, ESCRT-I subunit
Exons: 11
Coding region: 796-1824 (342 amino acids)
Biological process (GO): protein targeting to vacuole; protein targeting to membrane; ubiquitin-dependent protein catabolic process via the multivesicular body sorting pathway
Cellular component (GO): ESCRT I complex
Source: RefSeq, a predicted model, not a curated record